Messenger RNA from Musca domestica (house fly), 2403 nucleotides. RefSeq lists its product as uncharacterized. NCBI's taxonomy places the organism in Eukaryota, Metazoa, Arthropoda, Insecta, Diptera, Muscidae. The transcript is spliced from 2 exons. The coding region runs from base 690 to 1634 and encodes 314 amino acids. The record is from RefSeq and is a predicted model, not a curated record.
CAAGUAGCAACAAAACGCACGUCGAUCCUAACUUAAGAAAACAAGUAGCAACAAAGCGUACGUCGUUGCUAAAUCGUAAACAAGUAGCAACAAAACGCACGUCGAUGAUAACUUGUAAACAAGUAGCAACAAAACGCACGUCGAUCCUAACUUGUAAACAAGUAGCAACAAAACGCACGUCGAUACUAACUUCAAAUCAAGUAGCAACAAAACGUACGUCGUGGCUAAAUCGUAAACAAGUAGCAACAAAACGCACGUUACAGGGACUGCAAUGCGCUGCUUGUUUGUAACAACUACCAACAAAACGCACGUCGUUGGAUCGGUAAUGCGUUACUGGCUCGAAAACAACCAGCAACAAUACGCAAGUCUCUGGAACUGUGAUGCGUAAACAUCUAGCAACAAAACGCACGUUGCAGGGACUGCAAUGCGUUGCUAACAUGUAAACAACUAGCAACAAAAUGCACGUCGUAGGGACUGCAUUGCGCGGCUAACUUGUAAACAACUAGCAACAAUGCGCCUGCGUAUGCAGUUAAAGGACGUCGGCAAGUUGUUGACACCGGAUUAUAAAAGGAAAGUAGAAAGUUGCAGGGGGGACAGUCGAUUGAGAGUCACUAGGCCAACAGGAGUCUAGAUCAACGAAGCAGCCUAUUUUUGCAACUUCAGGUGUAAAAAAGAGUCUCGACGGCAACAUGGCAAACCGAUCGCCUGUACUAAAGACCAAAGCCUAUUACAAACAACAGUGGCAGAACCAGGAAGAUGAGGUUACACCAACGUCCAGCAAACGUAUUUGCCAGGGUGUACCAGGAGUUACGCAGCCCAACCCAGUCCGGCUGGGAAGAACGACCAUAGGGGACGUACCGCGACCAGUGGCUAUUGUUCGUCCCUUUAGAGUGCAGCGGCGGCCAAGUUCGCUCGAUAUAAUCGAGAUUUCGGAUGAAGAGAACGCGGCAAACCCAGGUUUUAUGUGGCCUCCAGUCAACGGGUCAUUCGCCCCAAAUACCGAUGACCAGCCCACACCCCCCAGGCCGAGACAUGGGUCCGCAAAUUCCCCUACGCCACCGCAGAUUAUGUCGCCGGGAUCGUCGAUUAUCAUCCUCGACGAGGACUCCCUGUCAAGUGUAACGUCGCAUGAAUCCUUGCCAGCACCUAUAAUGUCCCCGGGAUCUUCAAUAAUCACCCUUGAGGAAGAAUCCCUCCCAGAAGUGAUACCGACUAGCAUCGUUUCACAAUCUGAAGCUUCGUCAGCAGAGGAUAAUUCCCAGGGAAACGAAAUAGUUUCCGACCUCGAGGUCAGGGAAGGUACGGACAAUGGGUACCAGGCCGAGCUUAGCACGUCACCAAGGUAUGCUGAUUGGACAGAGUCUGAAGCGGAAGAAAGCGGUUCUAGUAGCGAUGGGGACCCGAGAAGAAUGCGUAGCGUGGUAGUGGUUCCCGACGGCAGAAACUCAUGGUGCCGGUUUUCAUGCCGAGAGGAAUUUUCCAGUGAGGUUCAGGUGGGACUGCAGAGACACAUUCGGAUGGGCAUGGCGUUACGGGUACCUCGUAAACAGUACAAACGUAUCGUGGAAGUCUGUGGACGCUCCUAUAGACUGCUGAUUAACAGACAAGGGAAGGUUUUCGUCAAAAGCCGUUGAUUUCGAUUAACCCGAGGAGAGGGAGAAGUGUGAUGGCGGAAGUCGCAGGCUCGUUUCCGGUCACACAAACGUGUCUAGUUCCGGUAAUUAGCGGAAAUUAUUUAUAUUUUAUGAAUCCUUUUUUUAGUAAAUAUAUGGCAAUUAUGGAUUAAUUGGAAGAAAACUUAUAUUUCCCUUUAUUUUCGAUUGUUGCCACUGACCGCUUAUCGGGGGAAAAACAAGUAGCAACAAAACGCACGUCGAUCCUAACAUAAGAAAAACAAGUAGCAACAAAACGCACGUCGAUCCUAACUUAAGAAAACAAGUAGCAACAAAGCGUACGUCGUUGCUAAAUCGUAAACAAGUAGCAACAAAACGCACGUCGAUGAUAACUUGUAAACAAGUAGCAACAAAACGCACGUCGAUCCUAACUUGUAAACAAGUAGCAACAAAACGCACGUCGAUACUAACUUCAAAUCAAGUAGCAACAAAACGUACGUCGUGGCUAAAUCGUAAACAAGUAGCAACAAAACGCACGUUACAGGGACUGCAAUGCGCUGCUUGUUUGUAACAACUACCAACAAAACGCACGUCGUUGGAUCGGUAAUGCGUUACUGGCUCGAAAACAACCAGCAACAAUACGCAAGUCUCUGGAACUGUGAUGCGUAAACAUCUAGCAACAAAACGCACGUUGCAGGGACUGCAAUGCGUUGCUAACAUGUAAACAACUAGCAACAAAAUGCACGUCGUAGGGACUGCAUUGCGCGGCUAACUUGUAAACAACUAGCAA